Molecule: messenger RNA, 871 nt
Organism: Hydra vulgaris (swiftwater hydra)
Lineage: Eukaryota; Metazoa; Cnidaria; Hydrozoa; Anthoathecata; Hydridae
Product: SUMO-conjugating enzyme UBC9-A
Biological process (GO): protein sumoylation
Cellular component (GO): nucleus
Molecular function (GO): SUMO conjugating enzyme activity
Source: RefSeq, a predicted model, not a curated record
ACCUAAUGAAAUUAAAUUAGUACUUUUACUUUGGUACUAAAAAACAUUACUUAGGUACUAGAAAACAUCACUUAGGUACUAGAAAAUACAAAUUUGAUAUGAAGCCUGUUAUAAAUUCAAUCGCUGAUGAGAGACUUAAAGAAGAAUAUAAAGCUUGGAAAGUUAAUCAUCCUCUGGAUUUUAAAGCUGAGCCAUUGAAAAAUGGUGAUAUUGAAAAUUGGAAAAUAUGGAAUUGUUCUGUACCAGGUGUAGAAAAGACAUCUUGGGAAGGUGGUAAUUACAAGCUAAGACUAGUGUUUACAGACCAGUAUCCACAUGAACCACCCAAAUGUAUUUUUGAUCCUCCUAUAUUUCACCCCAAUGUUUUCCCAUCCGGUAAAGUUUCUUUAUCAUUGCUUGAGAAAGAUUGGGUACCUCAAAUAACUAUUAAACAAGUUCUACUAGGUAUUCAGUUAUUGUUAAAUGAUCCUAACUUUAACGACCCUGCACAAGUUGAAGCUUUUGUUGUUCACAGCAAAGGAAAACACUUAUAUGAACAAAGGGUGAAAGAACAAGCAAAGUUAAUGAAUAUAUGAACUAUUGCAUCAUAAAGACACAAAGGAUGGAUUAUGUUCGCCCAAUUUCUGCCUAGGCGUUUCAAGUUUUUUUUUUUUACUGUAUCGUUUUCUCGUCGUUGUUUUUCAAUCUUAUAUGCAACUAUUUCAAGAAUUUUUUAUGCAGAUAAUAAAAGUCCAGUACAAUCAAAGACUUUUAAGCCUACGGUAUUUAUUGAUGGUUAAAUAAAAAUACUAUAAAAAAAGUAUGAAGAUAAGUAGAUGACAAAUGAUACGUUGAUUAAAGAUAUUUUGAAUUUUACAUUGAAGUUACGAAA